UGAGGUGAGGGCUCAGCAGCAGCACUACCCGAGCUCAGCACUGGGGUGAGGGUUCAAACAGCAGCUCGGCCCCGUGAGAUCCGGGGCGGCUCCGGAGGCGCUGGGCCGCCAUGGAGCGCGGCGUUGGCGGCCGGCGGGUGCUGGUGGUGGGUGCGGGCAUGGCGGCGCUGGGGGCGGCGCAGCGGCUGCGGGGCAGCGUGAGGCUGCUGGAGGCGGGAGACCGAGUCGGAGGCCGCGUCUGCAGCGUCCCCUUCGCCUCGGGGCUGGCGGAGCUGGGCGCGCACUGGAUCCACGGCCCCUCGGAAGGGAAUCCCGUGUUCCGCCUGGCUUCCAGCUACGGCCUGCUGGGGCCCGGCGCCAGCGAGGAGGAGAACCAGCGGGUGGAGGCCAAGGGACACCCGCUGCUGCCUGUGGUCACCUACGGCAGCUCAGGGAAGGUGCUGAGCCCUGAGCUAGUGAACAGCACCCGCAGCCUGUUCAGCGAGCUGCUGGGCUCGGCACAGGCCGUGGGGGGUGCUGAGGAGCCGGCCGGCAGCAGCGUGGGGCAAUACCUGAGGGCAGAGAUUGCACGGCUGGCCUCCGGAUGGGAUGAGGACAAGGACGACAAGCGGCUGCGGCUGGCAGUGCUCAGUGCCUGCCUCAAACUGGAGUGCUGCAUCAGCGGCACCCACAGCAUGGACACGGUGGCCUUGGGGUCCUUUGGGGAGUAUAUCUCACUGCCCGGCCUGGAUUGCACCUUCCCAGGUGGCUACAGCAGCCUGCCUGAGCGCAUACUGCAGACCCUGCCUGAGGGCACCGUGCUGCUCAACAAGCCAGUGAGGACUAUCCGGUGGCAGGGGUCCUUCUGCGAGGAGGGGGACACGGACAGGGAAUUCCCUGUCCAGGUGGAGUGUGAGGAUGGCGACUCUUUUCUCACUGACCACGUCAUCGUCACCGUCCCACUGGGUUUCCUCAAGGAACGGCAUCAGGACUUUUUCCAGCCCCCCCUGCCCAAGCGGAAGGUAGAAGCUAUUCGCCGCCUGGGCUUUGGCACCAACAACAAGAUCUUCCUGGAGUUUGAGCAGCCCUUCUGGGAGCCCGAGCAGCAGCAGCUGGAAGUAGUAUGGGAGGAUGAGUCACCUCUGGCUGAGCCCAGUGCCGACCUGGAGGCCAACUGGUUCAAGAAGCUCAUUGGUUUUGUGGUCCUGCAGCCACCAGAGCAGCUCGGACACGUCCUCUGUGGCUUCAUCGCUGGCAAAGAGUCCGAGUACAUGGAGACACUGAGCGACGCUGAGGUUCUCAGCACCAUGACCCGUGUCCUCCGCAUGCUGACAGGCAACCCGCAGCUGCCCGCACCCUGCAGCAUCCUGCGCUCCCGCUGGCACAGCGCUCCAUACACCCGCGGCUCCUACAGCUACGUGGCUGUUGGAAGCUCCGGGGAAGACAUAGACGCGCUGGCACAACCACUACCCGAGGAUGCAUCAGACCCCAGGCCGUUGCAGGUGCUGUUCGCAGGGGAGGCCACGCACCGCUCGUUCUACUCCACGACGCACGGCGCGCUGCUGGCCGGCUGGAGGGAGGCCGAGCGCCUCAACCAGCUCCUGUAAUAAAGCUGCGACCCACACACGG
Coturnix japonica (Japanese quail) is the source of this 1608-nucleotide messenger RNA. It is a transcript of the gene PAOX, whose product is annotated as polyamine oxidase. The record is from RefSeq and is a predicted model, not a curated record. Gene Ontology annotation, biological process: spermidine catabolic process. Lineage: Eukaryota; Metazoa; Chordata; Aves; Galliformes; Phasianidae. Gene Ontology annotation, molecular function: polyamine oxidase activity.